Messenger RNA from Bipolaris zeicola 26-R-13, 465 nucleotides. RefSeq lists its product as uncharacterized. NCBI's taxonomy places the organism in Eukaryota, Fungi, Ascomycota, Dothideomycetes, Pleosporales, Pleosporaceae. The annotation marks the transcript as partial. The record is from RefSeq and is a predicted model, not a curated record. The transcript has a single exon.
CCCGACCAACGGAUCCUCCGGCCACAACCCUUACCCUACACGUGUUCUGUACAUAUACUUAUAUACAAUAUGUACAUGUACAUGUGCCUCCUCCCACAGGUCAUCCUCUGCCCUUGCACCUGCCACUCUCUCUUCCAUUGGCAGCCCAAGGGGUCAUCAGGCUGCUCGUCAUGCACAUACCAUGCGCCUCAAACACGAACCACUUGCGUCGCAAAAACAAAUCACCAAGCCGGCAUUCACUCGUCUGGUGUACACCGACAUUUGUAUUCAUGGCACCAACCCUACAGGUACUACUCUACUUACUGCAAACCUGCCUGCCCGUCAACCGUCCAAGCCCUGGCGCCAAGGGCGGAACUCUUGGACGCCCUUCGUCUUUGCAAAAUAUUUCCAUGCCCCCCACUGCCUGCGUGCCUGUGCUUGCCGUCCAUGGUCGCGCCGUUGAAGCCUUUAAAGUUUGGUACCUAG